UUAUGCAAAACAUUUCCAAGAAAGAAGAGGAGGAGGAGGAGGAGGAGGAGGAGGAGGAGGANGUGUGUGUGUGUGUGUGUGUGUGUGUGUGUGUGUGUGUGUGUGUGUGUGCUGUCUCUUAUACACAUCUAGAUGUGUAUAAGAGACAGCUUUUACAGUGGCUCCUUGAAAAGUUUAAGUGAGAAAUUCCCAGCAGCAGCAGCAGGAGGAGGAGGAGGAGGAGGAGGAGGAGGAGGAGUGACUACAAAUGCAAAACAAGCUUGGGGAUUGCUAUGGAUGGAUAAUAAGGAUCUGGAAACGUUCCAAGCAAGAAGAAGAGGAGGAGGAGGAGGAGGAGGAGGAGGAGGAGGAGGAGAGGAGGAGGAGUGACUACAAAUGCAAAACAAGCUUGGGGAUUGCUAUGGAAGGAGCUUGGGGAUUGCUAUGGAUGGAUAAUAAGGAUCUGGAAACGUGUCAGAGGGGACACGAUGAGGGCUAACAAACAAACAAACAAACA
This is a messenger RNA of Chara braunii, 496 nucleotides long. The record is from the annotation of a GenBank genome assembly. Lineage: Eukaryota; Viridiplantae; Streptophyta; Charophyceae; Charales; Characeae.